AAAGAUGUCGUAUAGAAAGAAUCACUGUUUCCACUCUACAACAGUCUUUACCCUUAAUAGACUUGGCAUUACUUAUGAAAUUCUUUGUUUACAUGCAAAGAAAUACCGUUUAAUGUUUACAGUCGCUAGCUAGCUAACUGCUCUAAGUCAGAACUUUUGAUUGUCCGGAAAUCAAUACUACAGUCCCAGUAUAGAUAUUUUCUGGAAAACUAUUCAAGUAUGAGAUUAAAUCAUAUUUAUACUUAACCAGAAGCAAAGAAUUUGCAAAAGAAGAAGUAUAUUUACAUUUUAAAAAGGCCGACACUAACUAGCUAACGCGCUAGCUUUCGCAACGUGUUUAUCUAUUGGAAACUGAACAAGCUCUGAUGAAAUGGUGUAUGCCUGAUAAUUUCCGAAGAAAUCUAGACUCAAGCGAAACGGUGGAAGAUGCACUAUUACAGAUAUGAGAAUGCAGAAGUCAGCUGUUGCUACAAAUACUUAUUGUUCAGCUAUAACAUUAUCUUCUGGUUGGCUGGAGCAGCGUUUAUUGCUAUUGGCUUCUGGGCUUGGAGUGAAAAGGGAGUGCUACUGGACCUCACCCAAGUGACACGGUCACAUGGAUUUGACCCAGUGUGGUUGGUGCUGGUAGUGGGAGGUGUCACCUUUAUCCUAGGAUUUGCUGGGUGUGUAGGGGCACUACGUGAGAACAUCUGCCUUCUGAAGUUUUUUACUGUAGUCAUCGGUUUCAUCUUUUUACUGGAAUUGACGGCAGCUGUGCUAGCCUUCGUUUUCAAGGAUCCCUUAAAGAAAUGGAUUAAUGAUUUCUUCCUGACCAAUGUGAAGGCCUACCGGGAUGACAUUGACCUUCAGAACCUCAUUGAUUCAUUACAAAGAUUGAACCAGUGUUGUGGUGCCAAAAACCCAAAUGACUGGGAUGAGAAUAUGUACUUCAAUUGUACACCUGAGAACCUCAGCAGGGAGCGUUGCGGAGUUCCGUUCUCCUGCUGUAUCACUGGCCCCCGUAAGGACUCUGUUGUGAAUACCCAGUGUGGCUAUGACACCAGAGCACCACCGGCAAACUGGAGCAGCCAAAUUUUUACGAAGGGCUGCAUCGUAGCGCUGGAGGAAUGGCUACCACGCAACAUUUACAUUGUGGCUGGGGUCUUCAUCGGCAUCUCCUUGCUGCAGAUGGUGGGAAUCUACCUGGCAAGAACACUAAUUGGAGACAUUGAAAAAGUUAAUUUUAGAUAUUAAGCUAUCAAGCAUUUCAGAAUGUGCCAAUAUCAAAUAUACAGCUCAGUGUAUCUACCAAUCUGGGAGAAAUGCAUUUAAUUUCAGUUUCAUUGUUAUUUCCUGGAAGAUGGGAGGAACAGCUUAUAUUUCCUUGUACAGGUUUAACUGAGAGGAAGAUUUUCACAGGAGUUUGUAGAGUUUCAUCCAGUUGCUAUUCUGUUAUUCUGUUACACUUCUACCGGAAUGUCUAACUCUUAAGACAUAUCUGACCCAGACAAAAAUAUCUACCUUAGAAGUCUAAGAUUUCUAUUCAUGUUUAACUGCUUUAUUUUUUAAUAGCUAAAUGAGAAUCAGUAUAUGUACAUGGCAUUCUUUUCCUAACUAAAAAACUUGCAGUGAACAAUAAUAUUUAUGCAGUCAAAUUAAGGUUACCAGUGUUUCCCAGUGAGUUCAAUUAGCUUUUUAGAAAUCUUGACCAUUCAUUGGUUUACAAUAUGGAUUUUUUUCAGUUGGAGCUACACUGAUGUGUAUGUUCCCUUGUGUAUUUUCAACUCCCUUGCCAUUCUCAAGAAUUCCUUUCAGGCACUUGCUUCAGUGUAAUGGUUUCUUUGACUAGUUGUAAUUGUUACAGACAAAGGCCUAUCUCUUGCCAUUAGCUUAGGUAAAGCUCUGGGAGUUCUUUGAAAGUAUACCAUCAGACAUCAAUGAAAAUUAUAUCCAGUCAGUUUGUUAAAUAAAAGUGAUAUUUUUCUGGUGACACAAAAUAGAAGGGAUAUGUGAUAAAGUGACUUUUUUAAGUAUAGUUACUGCCUGUCAUUUAAGCUUUAUAAAUAAGAAUUGCUUGUGUCUAUUUGCUGUUUCUAUGCAAUAAAAAGUUUUGUAUUCAGUUAUAGGCUUUA
Messenger RNA from Paramormyrops kingsleyae, 2111 nucleotides. It is a transcript of the gene tspan14, whose product is annotated as tetraspanin 14. NCBI's taxonomy places the organism in Eukaryota, Metazoa, Chordata, Actinopteri, Osteoglossiformes, Mormyridae. Gene Ontology annotation, cellular component: plasma membrane. The record is from RefSeq and is a predicted model, not a curated record.